Molecule: messenger RNA, 6293 nt
Organism: Hippocampus comes (tiger tail seahorse)
Lineage: Eukaryota; Metazoa; Chordata; Actinopteri; Syngnathiformes; Syngnathidae
Gene: kcnq5a
Product: potassium voltage-gated channel, KQT-like subfamily, member 5a
Exons: 16
Coding region: 1251-4127 (958 amino acids)
Biological process (GO): potassium ion transmembrane transport
Cellular component (GO): voltage-gated potassium channel complex; membrane
Molecular function (GO): voltage-gated potassium channel activity
Source: RefSeq, a predicted model, not a curated record
GUGGAUGACUCACCAUUUGGGGGACAAAUUAAAACAGAUAAGGUACAAGAAAAAACGAAUCUUUAGUGGUCAACAACCACAACUAUUCACUCUACGUAAUAAUGAACAAUUAUUCUAACAUUAUUCAAAUAUUUGAGGAGGGCGUCAACAGGGCAGAUAACUCUAUGACGUCAGCACAUGGUGGCCAGCCAACCCGGAAGUGGGUGAGUUGGCAUUGAAACAGAUUUUAAAAAAGAAGACAAAGUAAUUUUUAUAGCCUAGAAAUAAAAAAAUAAUUAGUUUUCCGACCAACUUUCACUUUAACGAAGCCAGGGAGAGUCUGUAAAUUGGUGCAUGAUUUUUUUAAACGACUCCGUAGUGUACGACGGCCAGUUUAAUUAAUUUAGUGUAAUUCCCGCCAACAAGAACAAGUGUAAUAUUAUCAUUUGUUGAUACGUUUCGCAUUGUAAAAUGUUAACAUUAUAUAAUGGGACCAUUGUAGUAUUCUGUCAAAUGUCAGUUUUGGUGGAAUAUGAUAUUCUCACUUUAUUUUAUUAUUUGUUAUUUCAACUUUUCAUCACAUUUCGGUUGUGGUGAAAGUAGAGACGAGAUAGGUCGUCAGUGGUGUGAAUCAACGACAUACAAGUACUCCGUUAUCGUAUUUAGAGUUUUCAGGUAUUAGUACUUCAUUUAAAUAGUUUGUUUAUGAUGAUGGUUUACUUUUACUUCUUACAUCUCAAAACAUGUAGUGUCCAUACUUUGCGCUUGUUAGUUUUUCAACUUCCACAGAGGAUUGCAAUAACCCAUUGGGCAAAAUUAUCUAAAUGGAUAUUGUAUCACUUACAGUAAAAAAUCUUCUUUACUUAUACACCGAAGUACAAUUUCUUUUUAUAGAGGUAAAUUAGUUGGAUCACGACUUGAUUUAUUUUUUAAGAAUCUGGACUUCUAGUUAAGAUGAGUACUUUUGCCACUUUGGGGGGCUGGUGAGAAAGAAGGCGAGUGGGAGGGAGAGAGCCCCUCAACCGACCCACCCUCCACCCCUUCCCCACAAAUGUCUCCAUGGAUCCACUUCUUCACAACCUCACUCUUCCACCGUCUUGCACACAAGUGUUUGGACCGGACAGCCACGGUACCAUAAAAGAUGACGAGUGUACAUUAGUCCAUUUGAAAAAAGUCUCCAAAACCCGGCCACCCCCAAGCAGAGGAGCCACCGUCCGCCUGUGAAUGUCCGCCGGUCUCCCACCACCCUCCACGCCCGCGCCGGUGAUGCCAUGCCGCAGGGUCACGGCGGCGACGAGAGCGGCGGUGGUUGUGGUGCCGGUGUUGUUGGUUCCGGAAUCUGGCUCAAGACUUCCCCAGGGCGCCUGGCACGGGAUCUCCCCCCGAGGGAUGUGGAGUUCGGCCAGAGGACGAUGAACCACGCGGUUCGGACUGGAGCCGUGGACGGGCUGGGGCCGCCCGGAGCCGCCGACCGAAGGAAGCAGGGCGCCCGGCUCAGCCUGCUGGGCAAGCCGCUGGCGUACAGCGCGCAGGGCGGCAGGAGGAACGCGCGCUACCGCUGGCUCCAGAACUACCUGUACAACGUCUUGGAGAGACCCCGGGAGUGGGCGUUCGUCUACCACGCUUUUGUGUUCAUCCUGGUAUUUGGAUGCUUGGUCCUGUCCGUGUUUUCCACCAUUCCUGCUCACCAGGAAUUCUCCUCACACUGUCUUCUCAUCCUGGAGUUUGUGAUGAUCGUUGUGUUUGGUCUGGAGUACAUCAUCCGAAUAUGGAGCGCCGGCUGCUGCUGUCGCUAUCGAGGCUGGCAAGGACGCCUCCGAUUUGCCCGGAAGCCAUUUUGUAUCAUCGACAUCAUCGUGCUGAUCGCCUCCGUCGCCGUGGUUUCCGCCGGCAGCCAGGGCAACAUCUUCGCCGCCUCAGCCCUGCGCAGCCUCCGCUUCCUGCAGAUCGUGCGCAUGGUGCGCAUGGACCGGCGGGGAGGGACCUGGAAGCUGCUGGGGUCUGUCGUCUACGCACACAGUAAGGAGCUGGUGACGGCGUGGUACAUCGGGUUCCUGGUGCUCAUCUUCUCUUCCUUCCUUGUGUACCUGGUGGAGAAGGAGGAAAACAAGGACUUUGCCACCUACGCCGAUGCUCUGUGGUGGGGCACGAUCACACUAACCACCAUCGGCUAUGGCGACAAGACGCCGCAGACUUGGACUGGGAGGUUGUUGUCUGCUGGCUUUGCUCUCCUGGGAAUCUCCUUCUUUGCCUUGCCUGCUGGCAUCCUGGGUUCAGGUUUUGCCCUGAAGGUACAAGAGCAACAUCGGCAGAAGCACUUUGAAAAGAGACGAAAUCCUGCAGCCAGCCUCAUUCAGUGUGUCUGGCGUAGUUACGCUGCCGAUGAGAACUCGGUUUCCGUUGCAACCUGGAAGCCUCAUUUGAAGGCAUUGCAUACCUGCAGCCCCGCCAAGAAAGAGCAGGGCGAGACCGCAUACAGUCAAAAGUUGAGCUUCAAGGAGCGAGUCCGCAUGGCCAGCCCGCGGGGGCAGAGCGUGAAAAGCCGCCAGGCGUCUAUUAACGACCGCCAGCGCUGUUCCCCCGGCAACGAGGCGGCAAGCGGCGGUGGCGAGCUGAUGGGUCAAAGCCCCGCCAAGGUGCAAAAGAGCUGGAGCUUCAACGACCGCACGCGGUUCAGACCCUCACUUAGGCUCAAGAGCCAGACGCGCAACGCAGCUUCAGACGUGGACGCUGGCAUGACGACGGAGGAUUCCCAGGACGAGCGAGGUUGCCACUGCGACAUCACGGUCGAGGACCUGUCCGCUCCCCUCAAGGCGGUCAUCAGAGCUGUCAGGAUCAUGAGUUUCCACGUGGCCAAGAAGAAGUUCAAAGAGACGCUGCGUCCAUACGACGUGAAAGACGUGAUCGAGCAGUACUCUGCGGGACACUUGGACAUGCUGUGUCGCAUCAAAAGUCUCCAGACCAGACUAGAUACAGUUGUAGGUCCUGCUCCCAGGCCCCUCAGCAGGCGCGCCAAGACCUUUUCCUCACCGUCCCUGCAUUUGUAUUACAGUCAGGCCCGGAGGAAGUCAUCUGCACCGGGACAGGCCAACUUGAGUAGUCGACUCAGGAACAUGUCGUCUCCCGCCCUGCAUUACAAUUAUGCCAACAGGAAGAAGAGCUCAGCUUCAGGAGUGGACCAAAUUCUGGGAAAGGGCCAAAUUGCCGUGGAUAAGAAGAUGAGGGACAAACUGAACCCGGACGGAGAUGCUCACGAUGGCGUCAGCAUGCUAGGCCGUGUCUGUAAAGUGGAGAGGCAGGUUUCCUCCAUCGAGUCCAAGUUGGACUCCCUUCUGGACCUGUACCGCCAAGUCCUGCAGCGGGGUCCAUCUGCUUUGACCCUGUCUUCCCUGCCGCUCUUCGAGCUGGGCCAGCACCGCGACUCCGACUACCCGGCCUCCAUCCUGGACCGGGAUCCUCCUUCCCCGCAGGGAAGCGAUGGCAACGCCCACCCAAGGGGACUACGGCUCAUCCUGGCCCCGGCCGACAGUGACGAGGGUCCCCCGGACUCCGCACCUCCCUCCUACCCGCCGUCCACCGCCUCGCUGUCCCCGUCGCCCCUGCUGCCGCCCGACAGCCCCUACCCCACGCUGGUCACCCCCAAUGGCACCAGGCGGGCGCACUUUCCCGACCUGCCUCCUCCACCUCCCUCCACGGGGGGCUUCACCCUCCAAUUGCCUCCUGUCAUGCACCCCUCCCACCUGCGCUGCCCCGUGCCGGAUGGCGUGGUGGCACAUCGGGGCGGCCCGGGCCCAUCCGUCGUGGUGGGACCCAGCGAGGACACCGGCUUCGUGCAGCUACGGGAGAAGCCCGGCUCCAAAUCCGACGCCACCUGGAGGCGACACGUGAGCCUGGAAGUGGACCCCUUGCUCAUGUUGUCGCCGGGCGACGUCCCGUCAGCGUCUGACUGGGGAGGCGCCCUCGGGAAGUCCUUCUCCAUGCACGAGCUCAAUCGACACGGUGGUGAAGGCUGGAGCGGGAGCGGACUAUUCAUUUGCGAGCGCAAACUGGCGCCUGCCAGCAACCGUUCAGACUCUGACAGAAGCCCGGCUCAAGAUGUGCUCGCUUCAGACUUCCUUGGUCAUUCGCCACGUAUCCAGCUGGCCUGACUAUACACACACACACACACACACACACACACACACACACACACACACACACGCACAGUCACUGAAUGCCACUAUUGGGGAGACCACUUUCAAGCCUUUCUACAGGAAAUGAGAUGUCCUUGCUUGUGAAUGUAAAUUUCUUGCUAUAUUUAGUUAAUUUUCAUCAACUUUGUUUCAUGCGGUGUACUUAGUAGGCAAAAAUGACAUCUAAAUACACCACUUGCAAAACUGGGUAUUGGGCUUUCAUUUGCUUUUUUGGGGAUGAUCGUAAAACACUAAAAUGAACAUAUUGCCCAAUUCAGGGGUGCUAAAGGGAAUAUCUGUGACAUCCCUCCCAAAAGUAAUGACAUUUCAUAUUGAUUUUGUUUUUUUAAUGGCAAAUUUUGUGCAAAAAGUACUGAGACACUCAACAUUUGGACAUAAGUAUUCAAAAUUUCAUUUUAAAUAUAAUAAUUUCCCUUAUUUUGUCAUUUCAUUGUAGAUAGAACUUUUUCAAAUUUUUUGAUAGAAUUCUAUGACACUUUUUUGACAGCCCAGGUACUUGGAUGCUGAUAGUCCAAAACGUAUGUAAUAAAAAGAAGUGACCAUUUGCUAAUCCACACAUCCUUCAAAGCAGACUGUCCAGUCACAUGGUGGUACUUUUUUUUGUUGUUGUUUAUAAGUUUUGGAUACAAGCUGCUUUCUGUAAAGAUUAGUACAGUGAACCCCUGUUUAUAAAUCACUUUUUUUUUUCAAAAAAAUGAUACUUAGCAGACGUGGAGCAGCAACACAUGCAAAUAGUAUAUAAAUGACAAUGCUCACAGCUUUUUUUGGGCAAAGGCGAAUGUAGCUUCAAUUGGAGAUCUCUUUUGCACUUUCUUCUUACUUUUAAUCACGUGGUAUCUUUCCACUAGACCUCAGUGCUCCCUGGCAUGUUUUGGCACAACAUGGUGUUACUUUGGAGGCGCGCAACUAAACUCGGACUUACCUGUAAAUUGUACAUUUAUGAGAAAAAAAAGAUGAUUUAAAAAUUUGCGAUAUAGUGGAGGCACAAAUGAUGAAAUGCUGUCGGUGAUGUUGUAUUAUAUGUAAAGUAGCAGUAUGCUGUCAUUAACUCAAUAACAUGAAUGCUAACACAUUGCUACCAGCUAGCUACAUGCUCCCGGUAGCAACUUGUCUCGAUUUUGUUUUUUUUUUUAAUGAUGAUAAGAAAAUUAAAUGAGUUCUUAAAGCCGCAUGUCCUCGAUGCCAAUCUGUAAAUCAUGUCAAAAUGUGACAUGUUUGAAAUAAUUAAAUCGUAAGAAAAAUACACCUAAAGAUAACCGAGAUCUUUCUGUGAAUAAUUUUACAAUGCUCAAGAAAAAAACAAUACUGGAAAAGUAACUUUUCGGGUGGCGCUUUUUAGGCAUCAACACUCAUUUGUGUUAUAAUCUGUUAGUCUGAGGCCAAUUUUAACCAUCUUUGUGGCAAAUAUUGUUACUCUUGUCAAAAUCGUCCUCAUAUUUCAACCGUGAACAACUUUUUUGUGUUGCUGGAUUGUCUCAAAUUGCUUUCGGAGUGGUUCACACUUCACAGUAGUCUUAAAACUAUUUACAGUAACUUGUCAUGUAUUAUCUUUAAUCUGCUUAUUAUGUUUUCUUGUUUGCCUCGGAACAAGACUGUGGUAUUUUUCAGGCCAGUGUAUUUCAAUAUGUUGUUGCUGGUGUGAUGCAAUACCAAAAGCACAGUGGAGGCUGUGGCACCUGAAAAUGUGACGCACAACACUAUUUGAAUGUGUAAUGUUAGGGAAUAUUGAUUGAAGACGUCAUAACGAAGAAAGAAAUAAUUCAUGUCAAAGAGUCUGUUAAUCACUUCACGGUACUUUUUUGUUGGUGUAGUUUAGCAACGAAUGUCAUGUUAAUUGCAAAUCAGUCGACUAAUUCGGGAAUCAUUUGUCAAUCUAGUUCUUUUUAUUUGCAAAGCUCCCACCAUUGAUUUUUUUUUUCAUUGUAUUUUAAAUCAUGCAUUUUUCUUUAUACUGCUUGAAUGGUAAUUUAUUGUUUACUAUUACACGAUGGGCCUUAAAAAGCUUGACAAUGUUAACACGACGUUUACUUUGAAAUUAAUUUAUUACAAGUGCACAUUAAUUCUCUGGAUGAGAAAAAGCCAAAAUGAUUUUAUUAUUCUUUAAUAAAAAUUUUCAGUGAA